Pseudomassariella vexata is the source of this 901-nucleotide messenger RNA. RefSeq lists its product as uncharacterized. The record is from RefSeq and is a predicted model, not a curated record. The transcript is spliced from 2 exons. Lineage: Eukaryota; Fungi; Ascomycota; Sordariomycetes; Amphisphaeriales; Pseudomassariaceae. Bases 265 to 762 code for a protein of 165 amino acids.
GUAAUCAUCAAUUCUGUGAUCAUUCAGAAGCUGGGCGUUAGAACUGCGGGACUGCUCGGAGUAGCGCUUAUUAGGGUCGGGGAGGUGCUGGUUAGCUUCUCGGUUCCCCUUGGGCUAUGUUGUUCGUUGGCACAGAGUGUUAUGGUUGGCAUUGGGAAAGGGUUCUUUUGCACUUGAUUACCCGGCUCACUUCCUAUGAGCGGUGUUGGUUGACUGGCUAAUGUACAGAUUCUGCUUCGUGGUAAGUUCUGGGAUAUCAAGUCAAUGGCAGCACAAAAGCUGGAGGUGCUGCUGCGUUGCAGAUCAUCUCUACUAUCCCAGCCCGAUAUUUCAGUAAGAAAGCGGCUCGCCAACAGCAUUGUCUUCGCCGGUGGUGGCUUUGGUGGCGCUGUCAUCAGCAUCUGUCUCGAUGCCUUGAACCAGGACGUUGGUCCAGCGUGGGCUUUGCGAGUCUGGGGCUUGCCAUCCUCGCCACUGGCCUUCCGGCUGCCUGGUCCGUCAAGGAGCGCAUCCCUGUUAGAAUGGAGUGCUUCUGGGAGGAUUGAACUUUGCCUCUGCGGUAAGAAGAAUUAUUUGCGGUUUCUUCUCGUGCAUACCAACAGUGGUAAAUCAUGUCUUUGGGUCGGCCAGAGUGGCUGUGGCUAUGGGCAUGAUAUUGACCAGUUGGGGAGGCGGGUAUCUAUCUCAUGCACACCCAUGGAAAGAAGUUGGGCCUCCAGGCUUUCCGUCCAGUCAUGUUCUACGCUGGCCCCAUGGCAUUAGAAACAGCUGGGUUCGUGGAGGCUUAUCCGGUUGCGACAGAGCAAGAAUUCAUUUGCGAAGCCAUGAGAUCACGUCAUCGCUGCUUUGGAUUUCGAUGCUAAUUGUGCUAAUUGUGGAGGAAGCACGGUGUCCAUACUAA